ACAAGCCUAAGAUCUUGUAUUAUCGGUAUCAUCGAGCGCGACACCGAAAUGGUACGGGGGUCUUAAAAACCCCCGGGGUCCUGAACAAAAAUUCUCAUAGCAUGCAACGUCUUUAUUUAUCUUAAAUCUGUGGUCUAUCCUUAUAUUUCGUCUGUGGUGACACUAAUAAUUCGAGUAAUAUAAAACACAAUGAUGAUCUAUUACUGCAUGUUAUCCGUGGUUAAACUGAAAACAAAUCCUACAUUCACUGUAUAAUAAACGGAGUUAUAAUCGGAGGAUUUAUCAAUAUGGCAAGCACUUCUUCAGAACAAAGUAAUAUUGCACAAAAAACAUGGGAAAUGUCAAAUAAUGUAGAGACAAUCAGCACUGUUGAUGAGAUUUAUAGAUACGACCGUAAAGAACAACAGGACAUAUUAGCUGCAAAGCCAUGGGAAAAAGACCCCCACUUUUUUAAAGACAUAAAAAUCUCUGCGUUGGCAUUGUUAAAAAUGGUUAUGCAUGCUCGCUCUGGUGGAACUUUAGAAGUAAUGGGUCUCCUUCUUGGAAAAGUAGCUGCAAAUACAAUGAUUGUUAUGGAUUCUUUUGCAUUGCCAGUGGAAGGAACAGAAACAAGAGUGAAUGCUCAAGCACAAGCUUAUGAAUAUAUGUCAGCAUAUGUAGAAGCAGCUAAACAGGUUGGAAGACAAGAAAAUGCAAUUGGAUGGUAUCAUAGUCACCCUGGGUAUGGCUGUUGGUUAUCAGGUAUUGAUGUGUCUACCCAAAUGCUUAAUCAAAACUUCCAAGAACCUUUUGUUGCUAUUGUUAUUGAUCCUGUGAGAACAAUAUCCGCUGGGAAAGUUUGUUUAGGUGCAUUCAGAACUUAUCCAAAGGGAUAUAAACCAGCAAAUGAAGAACCAUCAGAAUAUCAAACAAUUCCAUUGAACAAAAUUGAAGAUUUUGGUGUUCACUGCAAACAAUAUUAUUCAUUAGAAGUAUCGUACUUCAAAUCAUCAUUAGAUAGGCGUUUAUUAGACUCUUUGUGGAAUAAAUAUUGGGUGAACACAUUAAGUUCUUCUAGCCUUUUAACAAAUGCAGAUUACACGACAGGACAAAUAUUUGACUUAUCAGACAAAUUAGAACAAUCUGAAGCAGCACUUGGAAGAGGAUUUAUUUUAGGUGGUACGGAUCCGCAUGAUCGAUGUUCAGUAGAGAAACUAAUUAAAGCAACAAGAGACAGUUGUAAAACUACAAUUGAAAUUAUUCAUGGUUUAAUGGCACAAAUAAUUAAAGACAGAUUAUUUAAUCAGGUUGGUUGUAAUAAUGCUAUUGAAAUUCAACAGCAACAGCAGUAAAUGUUAUAGAUAAAGUAUAACUAUUAUAAGAAGAUUAUAAUAAUGUUCGUAAUAUGUAAUUAAUGUAUGGAAAAUUUGUAAUAACAACAAAAUACAUACAAAAUGUCUGCAUUUA
Nomia melanderi (Alkali bee) is the source of this 1446-nucleotide messenger RNA. It is a transcript of the gene CSN5, whose product is annotated as COP9 signalosome subunit 5. Gene Ontology annotation, molecular function: protein binding; metallopeptidase activity. The record is from RefSeq and is a predicted model, not a curated record. NCBI's taxonomy places the organism in Eukaryota, Metazoa, Arthropoda, Insecta, Hymenoptera, Halictidae.